Molecule: messenger RNA, 2531 nt
Organism: Pungitius pungitius (ninespine stickleback)
Lineage: Eukaryota; Metazoa; Chordata; Actinopteri; Perciformes; Gasterosteidae
Gene: noc2l
Product: NOC2-like nucleolar associated transcriptional repressor
Exons: 18
Coding region: 127-2376 (749 amino acids)
Biological process (GO): negative regulation of transcription by RNA polymerase II; ribosomal large subunit biogenesis
Cellular component (GO): Noc1p-Noc2p complex; nucleoplasm; Noc2p-Noc3p complex
Molecular function (GO): transcription corepressor activity; histone binding
Source: RefSeq, a predicted model, not a curated record
CUUAUUUUAUUACAUUUGUGAUCUGUUUCGCGGUGGGACGCCUGUGAAACCUAAAACCAACCACUUGGGUUUGCAGUGGUGCAUUGUGGGUAUUGAUGUUUGAGGUGGUCACGUUUCGGAUCCAGCAUGGCAGCGAAGCAGAAAAGGCAUUUACAGGACCUCAGUAUGGAAGAGUUCAUGCUGUCAGGUUUGGACUCUGGCAGUGAAAGUGAAGCUGAUGGAGAGACUAAACAGCAGAAUGGACUCAAAACAAACAAAAAGCCGAAAGAGCUGGAAUCUGACGCCCACACGACGGAUGCUGCGAAGCAGGGUAAAGCCACUGAGCACAAGAAGCAACUGUCCAGGUUACAAGACAAAGAUCCAGAGUUCUACAAGUUUCUGCAAGCAAAUGACCAAACGCUCCUAAACUUCGAUGACACAGACAGCUCUGAAGAUGAGGAUGAGAGAAAGUAUCACAGACUGCCAAGUGCACUGGAGGCGGCUGGCUCUGAGGAUGACGAAGAGGAAGACGAAGAGGGUCCGAAAGCUUCGAAGAAAUCCAAGAAGGCGGUGGAGGUCAUCAAAGUCACAGACAAAAUGAUUAAAGACUGGAAAACUUCAAUGAAGAAGGAGCCCAACCCCCGUCUCUUCAGGGAAGUCACUCAGGCCUUUAAGGCUGCUGUGUCUACAACCAAGGGUGAAGGAGGGGUUCAGUGUCGAUACAAGGUUGCUGACAGCUCAGUGUUCAACGGCCUGGUCUUGUUCUGUAUCAGAGAUAUUUAUGGGGCCCUGCAGAAGAUGCUCAACUUGAAGCCAGAUAAAGACCAUAAAAGGUUAGUGCUCCCGUCGUCUAGUCCGAGGUGGCAGAAGAAUCAGAUUGACAUCAAGAUGUAUCUCAGUGGAGUAGUUCAGCUGUUAUCCUGUCUGACAGAGUCUACAGUCAUCAGUGCAGUCCUGCGGCACGCCAACCAGCUCGUGCCUUAUUACCUUUGUCUACCCAAACAGUGUCGUCACCUGGUGAAGCAAUUGAUGAAGCAGUGGAGUACAGGGGAGGAGACAAGUCGGGUUCUCUCCUUCCUGGCACUCAACAAGAUGUGCAGACACAAGCAGGAAACGUAUCUUAACCCUAUUCUCAAGCAAAUGUACAUUUCCUAUGUACAAAACUGCAAGUUCACAUCUCCCAACGCACUGCCCAUGAUCAACUUCAUGCAGCGGACCCUUACGGAGAUGUACUCCCUGGACACACAGGCCUCUUACCAGCACGCCUUCAUCUACAUCCGACAGUUGGCCAUCCACCUCAGGAACGCCAUGACCAUGAAGAAAAAGGAAACGUACCAGUCGGUGUACAACUGGCAGUAUAUCCACUGUCUGUACCUGUGGUGUCGGGUCCUCAGCACCUUGUACCCAAGUGAUGUUCUCCAGCCUCUGAUCUAUCCACUAUGCCAGGUCAUACUCGGCACCAUUAAACUGGUGCCCACAUCGAGAUACUACCCACUGAGGAUGCAUUGUUGCAGAGCCCUCACCCUGCUGUCCAGCAGCACCAACACAUUUGUACCUGUGCUGCCCUUCCUCCUGGAGAUCCUUCAACAGGUGGACUUCAACAAGAAACCAGGGCGAAUGAGCAAGAAACCCAUCAACUUUGCAGUCAUCCUGAAGCUGAGCAACGUCAACCUGACAGAGAAAGCAUAUAAGGACGGGUUGAUUGACCAGCUGUAUGACCUCAUGCUGGAACACUUCCACACGCAGUCCAGCUCCAUCGGGUUCCCAGAGCUCGCCCUGCCCACCAUCAUUCAGCUGAAAGCGUUCCUGAAGGAAUGCAAAGUGGCCAAUUACUGCAAGCCAAUGCGCCAGCUGCUGGAAAAGGUACAGGAGAACAGCAGCCACAUCACAGGACGGAGACAGAAGGCGGCAUUCGGAGUGGCCGAUGCCACUGCUGUGGCGGCAUGGGAGAAGCAGAUUCAGGAGGAGGGGACUCCCCUCACCAGGUACUACAGCCAGUGGAAGAAGCUGCGGGAGAAGGAGAUCCAGCUAGAAAUCUCUGGCAAAGACAGGAUGGAGGAUCUGGAUCUCCCUGAGAUCAAACGCAGGAAAGUUCAGGAGAAGAAGAUGGAGGACAAGAAGGAAUUCAAGGAUCUAUUUGAAUCAGAGAGUGGAUCGGACGAAGAUGAUGGAAAACUAAAAAUCAAAGGGAAAACGGGCCGCCAAGGGUAUGACGAUGAUUAUGAUGAAGACAUGUCUGACAUGAGCGAUGAAGAAGUGAUGGGCGGAGACUCAGAUGACCAGGAUGAGGAAGUGGAUGAUGAGGCUCCUCAGCCGAUGUCGUCCUCUGCUCUGACAAAGCUGGCAGAAGGAGAUGAGGAUCUGGUGGAGGACUUGGAGCUAUCUGAUGAUGACUGAGGUUCAUUAAUGUUCACCUGAAAGACUUAAGCUCUCCACCGUAUCAACAUUUAGAGUAAACCUUUUGUAUUACUUCACCUGUACAGUAAAAAAAAAAUGUUCAUGAUGUAAUGUGAUCAAGAUUUGAAAGUUAAUAAAUCCAAUCAUUUCCCUUA